AUGCCAACAGAAGAGCAACUUGGACGACAGCGUGUGGCAGACGACAGCCAACAACCCGUCAUGUUGCAGUCGUGGCUCAAUGAAUCAGGAACCAUUGCGUCAGCAACUGAUGUGUGGACUUCCGAAAGAGCCCUAAAUAGGCCGAGACCUAGCACGAACGAUACCACGAUACAACACAACAACGACAAGGAUGACUAUGCAGCAAAGGCGGCUCCUCCGUAUUUCCGCAAUACGCCCUACGGCACUCUAUUUACGCGGUUGCCCUUUGAGAAGACAUGA
Molecule: messenger RNA, 279 nt
Organism: Fusarium pseudograminearum CS3096
Lineage: Eukaryota; Fungi; Ascomycota; Sordariomycetes; Hypocreales; Nectriaceae
Exons: 3
Coding region: 1-279 (92 amino acids)
Source: RefSeq, a predicted model, not a curated record